AUGACACCCGCUCCAACCGGCCCCGGCAGCCCUCUCAUCGCAGGUGUUGCCAUGUCGGGCGGCGAAUUUGGCGAUUUUUCCGAUGACGACCUCGGCGCCAACAACCUCUUCGAUUUCUCAAACAGCCCAGAUACGCUCCAGACACUCGAGUCGCUCGGCGGCGACCCCAAGGCCUUCCUCUCGCCCCAGGAUCUGACGAGGGGAUCCUUUGCCGAUUCACCAACCGGCGGUUAUUAUCAGGAUUCCUCGUCCGAGUCUGCAUCCUCCAAGCGCACCGGCAGCUCCACAUCUUCAAAGACGGCCAUCAACGCGGCUAUCACCUCGGCCGAUGCCCAAAUAGACGACCUGGAUUGCAAGAUGGAAUGGGGUACGACGUUUACUGCUUUCCCCGACGAUGACAGCCCUUUUGAGUUUGGCCGCGAUCAGAUUGAUGGCAUGUACAACUUCGAGCAUGAUGACCACUUUUUCGACCGGACAGCGCCGUUUGAGGCGUCUAGUAGCCCCGACCAGGUUACUGCUGCUCGAAAUUCAAUCACCUCACCAACCAUGCCUACUGCAAAGGCUAAAAGUUCGAGCAAAGAAGCAACGCCCAAGAAGAAGUCCCAAAGCCACCACAAGGCUCUCUCACAAUACUCAGUAUCUUCAGCUAUGAACGGUCUGAAGACAUCAACUUCACGCGAAGUGUCACCCAUGUCCAUGUCCAAUGGUGCUGUAUUGAGCCAGGGCGGAUCGCCAGCGGCCAUGUUCACUUCACCGUCCCCCCACGCAGUUGAUUUUUCGAGGGCUGUCAAUAGCUUGGGUGCGCAACCCUUGUGGCCAAACAAAAUGGAUGUGGCGGCACAAGCUGCACCCGAUGUCUUGCCCACAACACUUCACUUUGGCGGUCAGAUGGGCCAGACCGUACCAAUGCCGCAGCAGAUGGCGAUGGCCACGCAUCCGAAUUUUGGUGGACGAUGCGAGUUGAAGAUCAUGCCCACACCCCUCAAGUCAAGGGUCGAGACUCAGAUUCCCAUCAAGAUGUUGCUCAGCCCAGUCCCACCUGGCGUUAACAGGCUUCACCUCCCAGCUCACACAAUCUCAAAACCCAAGCUUCUUGCAAAGCCAAGUCCUGAGAAGUCCCCUGACAUGCUCGAACUCUACGUCUCCUUGGUGUGCACCAGUGCCAUGGAGGGCCCUGGGAUGAAGGAGAACGCGCUCCAGCGUGCCGCCUCUCACCCCCAAGGCUAUCUACCUCCGUUGGAUGACGAGGAGAACUCGCCCCAGAACGGCGGUGAUGUGAGAAUAUGUCAAGGAUGUAUCACCAGAGAACGCAAGCGCGCAGCUCGGAAAAAGAUCAAGAAACCUGAUGAAGAGAAGCUCUGGAGCAAAGACGAGGAGCGCCGUGUGAUUGUGUUUAACACGGCUGAGGUCAAGGAAUGGCAGUCUGUCAGCGGAGUCAUGAUGGACGCAUCGGUCGUUCCUGCAGGCACUAUGCAAAUCGAUGCACCAAUGCGAAUUGCCUGCUAUUGCCGACACCACGGCGAGAAGCAGGGGUUCAACGUCAUCUUCACCAUCAAGGAUUACCAGGACCGUGUCAUUGCCCAGGCCAUGUCUGAUCCUAUUAUGAUCACAGACGACCACAAGACGCACCCGAUGACAACACAGCUUACUGCCCACCAACAGCCCCUCCCGGAUGCUCCUGUGACGACCGCAGCUCCUCAACAGGCAAUCGACAGCCUUGGCCUGAUCCCCCCUGCCGCGAACAACUCGUUCCGCAUGUCGCCAUCGACCGGCGAUCUCUCAAGUAUGCAUCGUAACGGCCAGGUUUCUUACCAAGCCUCAUCGGGCAAGACAACACCGACUGGCCGGACACUCUCACGCCCUGCAUCGCCAACGCUGGGGGCCCCCUUGGCUAAGAAGAGGAAGUCGAGCGCGUCAAGAGUGCCCAACGGGCUUGCCAUGACUCGUAUCGAUGAUACGACGCCCUCGCCCAGCUCUCAGGUGAACAACCAGAUGGUUACUGCAACGUCUCCCUUCUCGUCGAAUUUGAGUGCCUUUUCUCAGGGAGACUCUCUGUUCCAGCAGAAUGGUCUUGCGCCAUUUGCUACCAGCCCUCCCACCCCUAGUAGCAAUGAUCAGCCUGGCUUCUUCCCUAGCAACCGCUCUGCUAGCAUGGACAACAUAGCCGCCGCACAGCUUUACUCAGCGCCUGCAUCAGGACAUCCAAGCCGUGCCCCUAGUCCGAACGGGCUUAGGAAUGCCAUCGCCCUUAACCCCCAGAACCAGUUUGCUCAAACAUUGACUAGCAGCUUGUUUACCGUUCCCAUGGGCAUGAACCAGACGAGGGCGUCCCCCGUCAUUCAUAAGAUCAUCCCCAACGAGGGUCCCAAGACUGGUGGAAUCGAGGUGACGGUUCUGGGUGCGGCCUUCUUCCAAGGGCUCGAAGUUUGGUUUGGUGACCAGAAGGCUACUACCACUACCUUCUGGGGCGAGUCAUCACUGGUCUGCUUGCUGCCGCCAUCACCUGUUGCUGGAGCUGUCGCCGUCACUUUCAAGCAUCAGGCAGCGCAGGCUGCACAGGUUUACCCGACGGGCAAGCAGCCGGCAAUCUUCAAGUACAUCGACGACAAUGAGGACAAGCUCAUAAGGACAGCUCUCACAGUUCUGGGCCAGAAGAUGUCGGGACAAAUCGUUGACGUCAGCGAUCUUGCGAGGAGGAUCCUCAACGACGGCAACUCGGGCUGGUCCGGUGGUUCAUCAGGUGGCUCGUCUUCUGGCGGCCAGAUGAUGGGCAACACGUUCAACCAUGCUCCUAACACGCACCUCGAGUCACAGCUCCUGAAGUGCCUGGAUCUCAUUGACCUUGAUGACAGCACGCACAGGACCCGCCUGGAUCUCAAGAGGCCGACUGGUCAUACUAUGCUUCACCUCUCAUGCUCCCUCGGCUACCAUCGAUUCGUUGCCGCUCUACUCGCGCGUGGCGCCAACCCUGACGCUAGGGACAAGGGUGGCUUCACGCCUCUGCACCUUGCUGCAAUCCACAACCAUCCCGAGAUUGUGCGAAGGCUGAUGAUCAACCGCGCGGACCCCACAAUCAGAAGCUUGUCUGGCCUUACCGCCGCCGAUGUUGCUCAGUCGCGUGCUGUGCUACGCGCUAUUCGCCGUUCUGAGCGCCAUGUCCGAUCUCGCAGCAGCGGCGGCUCGCUCCAUAGCAAGGCUAGCAGCGCCACAUCUCUGCGGUCUCUGUGGGAGCCCAUGACCCAGGUCCAUACUCACGAGGAGCCUGUCUCGCCAGAUUCGAGCGAGGAGAGCCCUGAGUACACAUCAGGAGACUUUGAGGAUGAAGACCCAGAUGAGCACGUGUAUCUGAGCAUGAGAAGAUCAAGUGGCUUCAGACAAGAGAACGAGCGGCCAAACCUCCGUCGGCGAAAGACUAACGAGCUGGAGCCAGAGAUGGAGCCUCCCGCAACGGCCAUGGCAGCUGCGUCGGCUGCCUUGAAGGAGCACUUCCAGCAGCAGCUCCAUCAGUUCCAGCAGUCGAUUGCUCUACAGUUCCAAAACCUGCCACACUUCCCUCAGAUGCCCGCAUUGCCCAACAUGCCUGACUACCAGGCACCGUUCAUGCGCCGGGUCCAGCAGUUUAUGCCAGGAAUGGCAGCACCUCGCACGGACAAUGAAGACGAGCAGCCACAGCGAUGGUGGGACUCGUCGUCCAAGACCACAGCGACGGCACCCCCGGCGUACGAUGAAAUCUUCCCUCGGGAGGACCUGGACACGAAGCAGGCGUCUGCAGCACAGGCGGCCGUUGAAGCCGAGGCUGACAUGAAGUGUGCUGUUCUAUACGAUCAGACGACCACAACAACUGAGGCGGUCGAGGUUCGUGAGACAUGGACGGAAGAGCCCGGAGUUCUCAAGAUUGGCCGGAAGAACGCCAUCACCAAGGAGCAGCAAGAGCAGUUCCUCAGGGCUCGUGAGGUGAAGCUCAAGAGGCUCAGCAGUGAUCGCAACCUAUUCUUCAUCUGGAUUCCUCUUCUGCUCGUAAUGGUCUGUGCCAUGGCGUACAGCUAUUUCCCAGGCCUUUUUACCUUUAUCUGGGCCUUUGUCCGGUCGUUCUACCAGAAUGGACUCGAUAGGACUCAACAGCUGAUUCAACAGAACCUGCCAGAGCGGGUGGUUGAAGUCUAG
Messenger RNA from Fusarium keratoplasticum, 4164 nucleotides. Its product is annotated as IPT/TIG domain-containing protein. Lineage: Eukaryota; Fungi; Ascomycota; Sordariomycetes; Hypocreales; Nectriaceae. The coding region runs from base 1 to 4164 and encodes 1387 amino acids. The record is from RefSeq and is a predicted model, not a curated record. The transcript is spliced from 3 exons. Gene Ontology annotation, molecular function: protein binding.